UGUUUAAUACUUAUGAAUGAAAUCUUUUUAAAAGUUUGUUUCAGCUUUAAUUUGUUGUUGCCAUUCAAGUUGUAGAUUUUUGGCAAACAUCAAUUUUUUCUAAACUUUAGUAUUUAUAAUUAUUUACUUUAAUACAGACUUCCAUAAAUAAAAAUAACUUGUCUGUUGUAUUAUGCUUUACAUUAGUGGUGGCUGUGUUUUAGUGAUAAAGUUAAUGGCUCUCAUCAUUAAGUUUUGAGACUCUUCAGGAUGAAAACUACACAAAUUUGGAAUCAUAGCUUUUUUCUUUCAAAAUAGCUAUUUUGUGCAUUAAAUAAUUAUGUCCUCCUCAGAAGUUCUGAAACUGUGAAUGUUUUUUUAAUACAGUCUUGGUGACUUUUAUUCACUGCCUCUCUCACUCCCAAAAGAAUUCACAAGAUACCUGCCACAUUGAAAUACCUCCUAAGCUCAGCAAUGCUUCAACUUUUUGAUCACUCUCAGUGUGGAUUAGAAGGACAGAUGUUGACAUCCUUAACAGUAGCAGUGGUGAGGACAUUGGGCUUCAGUAGAGGCAUUAACUUAAAAUAUAAGUUUAAAAAAGGAAUGAGAAAGAAAACAGCCAUGACAAUUUAGGAAUUGUUUGAAUUUAGUUUAGUUUAAUCAAAGGCUUCUUUUAAGGUUAUAUUACCUAGAUAUUAAAAAGUAUUUUUCUGGGAUCACCAGGAUUAAAGCAAACUAAUGCUGGAAUAGAUAAGGUUUCUCACCUGUGAUCCCGUGAAUAAUUUAUUUCUUAUAAUAGAAAGGAAAUUCAGUAAUAUCUGUAUUCUUUUAAAAUUAUUUUUUGGGAUGGUUUAACUAACAGUCUAUUGAAGGGACACAGCAAUUCAUUGUGGUAAACAGAAACCUUUUUCUUCAGUUUACUUAACAGUGAACAAACUAGCUAGGGAUUUUUACUGUUAGAAAUGCAUGUGUCAACUUAAGUAUGGCAGAAGAUAAAACUUUUUUUUGUAUUCAUCAUCAAGGCUCCCAUUAUGUUUUCUUUCCAUUAUGUUUUUAAUCAAGGGGACUAUCUUAUUAACUUCACAAGAAAUUUUAGCCAAUGUAAUUGACUAGUACAGAUUUAGUAGACUUUCUUAGAUCUUUAAAUGAAUAGCAUAGGAUAUGAAUGUUUUUGAAGGUUUUCAGUACUAUUGAGAAUGUUGGAGCUCUACUGGUAUUAAUUUCAGCAAGCAAGGAUUUGGCACAGACAUCCUAUUUCAUGGCUACCAACAGUCUACAUCUUACUACCUUCUGCCUUCAAUAUAAACCCACAGUGAUAGCAUGUGUAUGCAUUCAUUUGGCCUGCAAAUGGUCCAAUUGGGAGAUUCCUGUAUCUACUGAUGGAAAACAUUGGUGGGAAUAUGUGGAUCCAUCAGUUACUUUAGAAUUACUUGAUGAAUUAACUCAUGAAUUUCUACAAAUUUUGGAGAAAACUCCUAAUAGAUUGAAGAGGAUACGAAACUGGAGGGCUAAUCAGGCGGCUAAAAAACCUAAAGGGGAUGGACAGGUGUCUGAGACAGCUCUUCUUGGUUCAUCUCUGGUGCAGAAUUCCAUUUUAGUAGAUAGUGUUACUGGUGUGACUACAAAUGCAAGCUUUCAGAAACCAUCUUCAUCAGCAUUUCCUGCACCAGUUCCUCUGAAUUCAGGAAAUAUUUCUGUUCAAGACAGUCAUACGUCUGAUAAUUUGGCAAUACUAACUACAGGAAUGCCAAGUACCUCAUACAGUUUGGCAUCACACCAAGAAUGGCCUCAGCAUCAAGAACCAACAAGGACAGAACAAAUAUAUUCACAGAAACAGGAGACUCCACUGUCUGGUAGUCAGUACAACAUCAACUUCCAGCAAGGACCUGCUGGUUCAUUACAUUCAGGAUUACAUCACAGGUCUGACAAACUCUCUGAUCAUCCUUCAGUUAAACAAGAAUAUACUCACAAGUCAGGAAGCAGUAAACACCACGGGCCAGUAUCUGCUGCUCCGGUAAUAGUUCCUCAGAAAAUGUCACUAGAUAAAUAUAGAGAGAAACGAAAGCUAGAAACACUUGAACUGGAUGUAAGGGAACACUAUGUAGCUGCCCAAGCAGAGCAGCCACACAAAAAGCACAUGCAAUUACAGGCAGCCAGCAGCAGUUCUGUAACUUCUCCCAUUAAAAUGAAAAUUCCUAUUGCAAAUGCAGAAAAGCCAGAAAAAUACAUGUCGGAUAAAAAAGAAAAGAGUGGAUCACUUAAAUUGCGUAUUCCAAUUCCCCCCACUGAUAAAAGUUCUAGUAAAGAAGAACUGAAAAUGAAAAUAAAGGUUUCUUCCUCGGAAAGACACAGCUCUUCUGAUGAGGGUAGUGGGAAAAGCAAGCAUUCAAGCCCUCAUGUGAGCAAAGACCACAAAGAAAAGCACAAGGACCAUUCCUCCAACCGCCAUCACAGUGGCAGCCACAAGCAUUCCCAUUCACACAGUGGCAGCAGCAGUGGUGGCAGUAAACAUAGUACUGAUGGAAUACCACCCACGGUUCUGAGGAGUCCUGUUGGCCUGGGCAGUGAUGGUGGUAAUUCCUCUAGUUCCAGUGCUGCAAGGAAGAAGUUGCACAUCAAUGAUGCGUCUCACAACCACCACUCCAAAAUGAGCAAAAGUUCCAAAAGUUCAGGUAGUUCAUCUAGUUCUUCCUCCUCUGUUAAGCAGUAUAUAUCCUCUCACAACUCUGUUUUUAACCAUCCCUUACCCCCUCCUCCCCCUGUCACAUACCAGGUGGGCUACGGACAUCUCAGCACCCUCGUGAAACUGGACAAGAAGCCAGUGGAGACCAACGGUCCUGAUGCCAAUCACGAGUACAGUACAAACAGCCAGCAUAUGGACUACAAAGACACAUUCGACAUGCUGGAUUCGCUGUUAAGUGCCCAAGGAAUGAACAUGUAAUCAAUUGUUUAGGUCAAUUUUUCCUUUACUUUUUUAAUUUAAGAAUUGUUAGAAUGGAAAACUUCCUGAUCUAGCAAAGGCAACACCAGCUGUUGCUGCCAUUGUUUCAAUAUAUGUAAGUGCUGCUUUAUCCUUCACUCUGAAAAGAAGAGGUUAUAGUAAACAAGUCUUAUCUCCACAUAUGAUAGUGUUAUAAAUACUGUAAUAGCAUGGAAGGUGCAAAAAUCUCAGUAUUUUUACAGUUGCAGCUAAGAACAGUAGAACGAAUGGCUGCUUCUAGGUGUAUAGGAUGCCUCAAGCAUUAUUUAUCAUUUGAAUCCUGAAGCCACCGUUUUUUUUUUGUUGUUGUUGUUGCUUAGCUUUUGAAUGAGUGUAAAUUGUUUUCUUUUGUGUAUUUAUGCUGUAUGUAUGAUUUGCAUGUUUCAUUGAUAAAGGGAUAAAACAGUAUACUGACAACUGUUUACAAGAAAGUGGAGAAAAAUGUACAUACAUUUUUGUAUGUUUAGAUAUUACCAUAAAUACUCAGGAUUGGAGCUGCUUGUAAGUAUAACAAAAUAUACAGAAUAACUUUAUUUUAUCUUGUGUCAGAGUCCAUCAGUAAUCUUAAAAAAUAAAAAGGGUGGCACUUUGUCAUGUUAAUCUUUAACUAUAGGCCUUAUUGGGAGCCGCUGAAUGGGACACUUCACCGCUGAGUGGGUAUCCAAUGCCAUGGAUGGUCAUCCGUACCCAACUGUGAGGCACUGGAUUGAAGCCUUCAUGGAUUGUUGUGACCAGAUUGGCCAUUGAAAAAGUCCCUAGUUUUCUGAAGGAAAAAAGGAAUAAAAAUAAAGUUUACAUAAUCUUUUGAUGUGAAGUGCAUUUAAAUGUUUAUUGGCUUGAUGCAGUAAUAUAGACACAGAGCUGUUAAUAAUGGUUAUGUAGAUUAAUGUGAUUGAGAACUUAAAGAAUUCAUAAAAAAAACUUGCAUAGUAAAAAAUUAGUAAGUUGUUUUUUUUUUUUUUUUUUAACUUUAACACCAUAUAUAUUAUUUUAGUAGCAAACAGGGAUCACUGUUCCAUAGCAUUCAGAAUCUGUUCUGAAUUCCCCAAGUGUGUUUGUGUGUGAUGCCAUGUUUCUUUUACAGGUGAAUGCAGUCGUCACAAUAAAAAUGAAAGUAAAACUAUUGCUAUCACAAUUUUCCUUUAUAUUCCAACAAUAAAAUAACUAUCAUUGACUGUGCAUUGUACUUGUGAUUAUAGUUUAUACAAUCAGAAAGCUCUGUGGAAAAAAAAAAGAUCAGUCUCCAAUUAAACCACUAGUAUACAUUUUUAUAUUUGUUUGCACGUCUCAUCAUAUUCCUGUUGAUGUAAAGUUUGCACAGUCUUCUAACUCUAGAACAAAUAACAGGCUUUAGCUUUUUUUUUUUUAAGUUGUAAUUAAAACUCAGUACUCUUAAUUCUGUUUUAUCAGCUAAUAUUGAGAACUUGUCCUGUGGUCAAUUUGUAAGCAAUAUUUAAGUUGUUGAAUGUUUUAAGUUGGGUUGAAUUUAACUUUUACAAGCACCAAACAGUUAUUUGAAAUCUGUCUUAAUUUUUCCUUAAAUGUACAUGAAUUUUUAAAUGUUCUGAAACUACUGGUACAUGCACAAUUGUAAUUUUAUUCAAGUAUCUGUUGUAGUUUAUUGUAAAUAUUUGACAAUUUAAUCUCAUCUUUUACUUUUUAGUUUAUUAAGUAAUCCAAUAACUACCAAUAACUACAUCAGCAGUUAUAUAAUUUGGUUUGAGCUUUUUUAAAAAAAAAAAAAAAAGAUUAUGGUUAUUAAUUCUUUUGUCAGUUUAUCUGAAUUUAGGAUAUAUAGAAGCCUAUUCCUAGGGACACCUAGAGCCCUAUCUAGCCAGUGUGUCCUAACAUUAGCAUCAGGUUGGCGUUGCAGUUUCUUUCAGUGAAUUUAAUAAUUUGUGCCAUUAAAUGUCACUCGUCACUAUGGCAUAAUGUUGUAUCCAGAAACUAGUAUUUUUAAUGCAGUCUUAUUCUUGCGAUGGUACAUAAACCAGGGACCUAGUGUAGAAUUCAGCUGUGUGCGAGAUGAGGGCGGGGGAGGUUUUUGUUCUUAAGUGAUAACUGUAAGUAGAUGUGAAAUUCUAAGGAGCUAUCAUGUGAAAUAAUAUAGGGUUGCUGUGCUACUGUAUAAUGGGGAACCAUAAUACCAGGAAUUUUAAUAAGAUUUUGUAAAGAAUGUCCAGAAAAAGUGGUGAAUUUAUUUUCAGACUGAAAUAGAAAACAAUGUGAAUAUUUAAGGUCUGCAACUACACUUAAUAAACUUCACUAAGAAUUUGGGAGUUUGUUCUGAGAUGUUGUGGAAAUAAAGGUAAUUUUGUUGAAUCUUUAUAAUUGGUGCUAAUUAUGGAAGGUUCUAAAAUAGCUAGUGUAUCUUGUUAUGGUCUAAUACUCGUUGGUACUUCCACAGAAUUAAACUUGAAGUGCUAUGUAUUCACUUUUCACUCUGUAAAUGUAACUAUACAAUGACUUUAUUUAUUAAAAGGCAGCCAGUUGUAAUUUUUACAACACUGUGUGAGCUAUUCAGACUCCUUAACCUCUAUUCUUUCCCUGAACACUUUAUAUAAGGAGGUAAUAACCUCCAUCAACAACUACAAGGGGAAUAAAUGUGUAAAUCCUUAAACUUCAUUUCAUCAAAUGAAAGUCCAUGGAAUUAAAUGACUUGUAUUUUCUUUUUGCAGAUCUUUUCUCUUUCCAUAAAUAAAAUCCAUCAGUCAGUCUGCCUGUUUAGUAGGCUCUACCAAAGAAUAAGACUUCCUUGGUUUCUAGUAAAUGGAAGUCAUUACUAAGUCUUCCUCUAAGCAGUGGUAAACUAAGAUAUCAUAAUUUAUUUAGGUAUAGCAUUCCACAUGCACAUGGUGAUGUAUAAAGUUAAGGUGAUUGGUAAGAUUUUUUUUAAUUGUUGAAAUAUUAUUAAAAUGUAUUCU
Sarcophilus harrisii (Tasmanian devil) is the source of this 5883-nucleotide messenger RNA. It is a transcript of the gene CCNT2, whose product is annotated as cyclin T2. Gene Ontology annotation, cellular component: cyclin/CDK positive transcription elongation factor complex; nucleus. Bases 1145 to 2920 code for a protein of 591 amino acids. The record is from RefSeq and is a predicted model, not a curated record. Gene Ontology annotation, biological process: regulation of transcription by RNA polymerase II; positive regulation of DNA-templated transcription, elongation. The transcript is spliced from 5 exons. Gene Ontology annotation, molecular function: cyclin-dependent protein serine/threonine kinase activator activity. NCBI's taxonomy places the organism in Eukaryota, Metazoa, Chordata, Mammalia, Dasyuromorphia, Dasyuridae.